GGGAUGAUCUAUAUAGAUACUGAUCUAGUUAUCAGUAUUGGGAAACAUUUGAUUUGAUCAAAUGGAGUUAUUUUCACUAUGGACCAAAGCUAUUUUCAUCAACUUGGCUUUUGCUCUUUAUUCCGAAACCGCUCUCUCAAAAUCUUCCGCAUUCGGAAUGCAAAUAGACUGUCAACCAUAUGCAAAUAUUCAUGACAUGUGUACCAAAGAGUAUUAUCCAAUCUGUGCAACUAAUGGAAAAACUUAUUGCAAUAAAUGUAUCUUCUGCAAUGCACUGAGGUAAGAAUGCAGCAAUUUGAUAAAAAUGUCUUCUUCUUCAUUGUGGAUCAAAAUCGUUUUCAUUCUGGCCUUGGUGUUUCCUCUUUAUUAUGAAACUACUUUUGCGUUUUCAACAGAAGUCCGUCGUAAGCCUGACUGUGAAAUGUACAGAAAAGUCCCAAAUAGGUGUACCAGGGAGAAGAAUCCAGUUUGUGGGACUAACGGACAUACUUAUAGCAAUGAAUGUGUUUUCUGCAAUGCCAUGAUAGCCGCUGUAGAAAAAUUUGAUUAUCUGCACCAUGGUCCUUGUUGAAUUUAUAUGGGUUGCACAUACAUCAUCCUUUUUCAUAGUGGAUCCUGCAAUCAAGUAAAAUUUUCUCAAUUGGUGCUUCAGAUUCCUAGCAACAAAUGAAGUCUUUGUUGGUUCAUAGAGUGGAAUAUAGCGUAUUAAAGAAUUUCUCCAACCUGUGAUUGAAGGAUUUUAUUUCAGUUGUUUGACAAUAGUGUUAAAAACUGUUACCUUAAUUUUGUGUUUGAUAAU
Molecule: messenger RNA, 799 nt
Organism: Onychomys torridus (southern grasshopper mouse)
Lineage: Eukaryota; Metazoa; Chordata; Mammalia; Rodentia; Cricetidae
Product: serine protease inhibitor Kazal-type 10-like
Exons: 8
Molecular function (GO): protein binding
Source: RefSeq, a predicted model, not a curated record